Messenger RNA from Rhizophagus irregularis DAOM 181602=DAOM 197198, 441 nucleotides. The record is from RefSeq and is a predicted model, not a curated record. Lineage: Eukaryota; Fungi; Glomeromycota; Glomeromycetes; Glomerales; Glomeraceae.
GAAAAAAUUCAAAUUAUUUUUGAUAUUAUUCAUGCAGUUUGUGAUCUCCAUAAGGAGAAUGUAAUUCAUAGAGACUUGCAUUCUAGAAAUAUAUUAUUUGAUCAAUUGAUUCAAAAGUUCCGAAUUAGCGAUCUUGCAUUUUGUGGACCUCCUAAUAAACCUUUAAAUAGUAUAUAUGGAAAUCUUCCUUAUAUUGCACCUGAACUCUUGUGUGGAAAAGAAACUACUUUUGCGUCUGACAUAUACAGUGUUGGUAUGCUUAUGUGGGAAAUUUCAUCCGGACAACCACCUUUUAUUUGUAAACAUAAUUACGAUCUUGCAAUAGAGAUAGUAAAUGGAAUAAGGCCAAAAAUAGUACCAGGAACUCCUUUAAAAUAUAAAGAGUUAAUGGAAAAAUGUUGGGAUGCUGAUCCAACAAAAAGGCCUGAUAUUAAAACUCUU